AUGACUUCCAACGUCUCCAAAGCCGGAAUCACCACCGAUGCAGCCACUGGUGCAAGCUUCAUCCCCUCUUCAAUCCGCGCAGAUGGCUCCAAACGUCGAGAGAUUCGGGUUCGCCCUGGCUACAAGCCCCCGGAGGACGUUGAGCUUUACAAGAACCGUGCCGCCGCCGCGUGGAAAAAUCGUGGGAAAAGCGGGGUGCCGGGUGCAGAGGCCCUGAGUAGUGGGGACGAUAAAUCCGCGGCCGCAGACGCCACAGCUGCCAGCAACAAAAAUGCAAAGCGCCGCGAAGCGAAACGCCAGGCAAAGGAAGCUGAGGGGUCAGGCACUCCAAGUGACAAAAAGGGAUCGGGGUCAGAUAAUUGGCGUGUGCCCGCCAAAAAAGACGAAAAACCUGCAGAGCCCGAGCCCGAACCCGUUGAUCUGGAGGCUGAAAAGGAGAAGAAAGCACGCAAUCUCAAGAAGAAACUCAGACAGGCACGAGACCUGCGCGACAAGAAGGCUCAGGGCGAGCCCUUGCUGCCCGAACAGCUGGAAAAGGUCAUCAAGAUCCACGAGUUGGUUCGACAGCUCGAAACCCUCGGAUUUGAUUCCAAUGGAGAAAUACAAGAAGAUUGCCAAAAGAAAGCUUGA
Molecule: messenger RNA, 630 nt
Organism: Penicillium odoratum
Lineage: Eukaryota; Fungi; Ascomycota; Eurotiomycetes; Eurotiales; Aspergillaceae
Product: putative RNA binding protein Pym
Exons: 1
Coding region: 1-630 (209 amino acids)
Biological process (GO): exon-exon junction complex disassembly
Cellular component (GO): cytoplasm; exon-exon junction complex
Molecular function (GO): RNA binding
Source: RefSeq, a predicted model, not a curated record